This is a messenger RNA of Mesorhabditis spiculigera, 768 nucleotides long. The record is from the annotation of a GenBank genome assembly. Lineage: Eukaryota; Metazoa; Nematoda; Chromadorea; Rhabditida; Rhabditidae.
AUGGCCCAAUUUUUCGCAGAUCAACUCCAGGCUAAAGCGUAUAAAUAUGAAGAUUGUGAGAAGGUCUUUCAAAUUGUAUGGCGCUCGAGAAUGGAAUUGAGCUCGAUGGCGAUUCUCUAUCAUACUGUUAAAUCGAAUGGAGACGGGCGGGUUGUUGGGAAUUUUUUGAAGGAAGAGCAAAAGCAAAUUCAGACGUUGAAGGCUUUGGAAAAACAGUGGCGUCGUUUCGCCUCAAAACUCGAAUUUUCCUACUUUGCCGUCAACGAAACUAUAGCCCGUUUUCAAGAGGGUCAAGGCCUCGAUGAGAUCUAUCAGAAAAUCGAUUCCCACAAGUGGGAAGACGGUACAAACUACAACGACUACUUCCUGCUCUCCUACAGCGUGCCACCAAGGAUGAAGCGAUAUUCAGAGUACACCUACGCGGAACUGAUCAACAACCAGACCCUGAUUUUGCACAGGAGAAGCGGGAAUAUGGCGCCGGAACCUGCGAGCAGCAAUCGGGCUUGGUAUAAUUGGUACCCCGAGGAGCUUCAUACUAUCGAGAUGGAGAUUCGGGACAGUUUGGAUGAAAUCAACCCGGUUGGUAAAACUCUUGACGAGUUGGCGGAUAUUGUGCAUUAUAUGGUUUACAAGAAAUGUGGAAUGUGCCCGUCUGUAAUCACGAGUACGGAAGAUCCGAUGCCGCAGUUCUACGCGGAGGGCAGCGAGAAAUCCCCCGCAGGCCGCAUCAUCAAGGCGUUCGGGCGGAUUUCGAUAUUUAUCGGGUUU